Messenger RNA from Dinoponera quadriceps, 1178 nucleotides. RefSeq names its product putative GPI-anchor transamidase (gene PIG-K). The record is from RefSeq and is a predicted model, not a curated record. Gene Ontology annotation, cellular component: GPI-anchor transamidase complex. Lineage: Eukaryota; Metazoa; Arthropoda; Insecta; Hymenoptera; Formicidae. The coding region runs from base 133 to 1152 and encodes 339 amino acids. Gene Ontology annotation, biological process: attachment of GPI anchor to protein; proteolysis; protein localization to cell surface. The transcript has 4 exons. Gene Ontology annotation, molecular function: GPI-anchor transamidase activity.
CGAUUCUAGUCGUAAUGGCCGGUUCGGUUCAACUGUGUUGAUUUAUACGUUGGAAAAUAGCGUUACCAUUUUAUACACAUGUAUAAAUUUCUUAUAUAUAUUAAUUUAUGUUAAUUAACGUUUGUAAAGAAAAUGAUGCAUUUAACACCCUGCGUGUCGAUAUUGGUUUCUCUCUUGGCGACAUGUCACACAUGGGAGAUACCAGAUAGCUUUGCAAAAACUGAGCAUUCCAAUAAUUGGGCCGUUCUAGUCGACACGUCACGUUUCUGGUUUAAUUAUCGGCACGUCGCGAACGUUUUAUCUAUUUAUCGGAGUGUCAAGCGCUUGGGCAUACCAGACUCGCAAAUCAUUCUCAUGAUAGCCGACGAUAUGGCGUGUAAUCCUAGGAAUCCUAGACCAGCAACUGUCUUCAAUAAUAUCAAGCAACAUAUUAACGUUUACGGCGACGAUGUGGAAGUCGAUUACAGAGGCUACGAAGUGACGGUUGAAAAUUUUGUAAGAUUACUGACCGGUCGUUUAGCGCAAGAAACGCCCAGAUCAAAGAAACUCUUGACAGAUGAGGGUUCAAAUAUCCUGAUAUAUUUAACUGGCCACGGUGGUAAUGGGUUCUUGAAGUUCCAAGAUUCUGAGGAGAUCACAAGUCAAGAACUGGGAGAUGCCUUGGAGCAAAUGUGGCAGAAGCGGAGAUAUCAUGAGAUUUUGUUUGUAGUCGAUACUUGCCAAGCGAGUUCAAUGUAUGAGAAAUUUUACUCGCCAAAUAUCUUAGCGGUUGCCUCUAGCUUAGUAGGGGAAGAUUCUCUUUCUCAUCAUGUGGAUCCAGCAAUUGGUGUUUAUAUCAUAGACCGAUACACUUACUAUGCAUUAAAUUUCCUGGAAAAAGUGGAACCAUCCAGCACUAAAACAUUGGGUGAAUUUUUGAAAGUAUGCCCAAGAGAUUACUGCCUGUCUACAGUGGGUGUAAGAAGAGAUUUGUUCAAAAGGGAUCCAGAUAAAGUGCCAGUAACAGAUUUCUUUGGAUCACUUAGACCAGUAGAACUUACCACGAAUGUAGUCAAUGUUUUGCCUGUUAAGGUCAAUCGUACAAAAACUUGGGAACCAGAAAAGAAGUAUAGCUAUGUCGCACAAUUCCCUGCUGUAUCUCAGUAUACGUGAAUAAUAAGAAUAACCAAAAAGAAAAA